AUGACGAUUAGCACGAAGGAAGAUGUUACCCUGCCUGGACUGGGGAGAUCGGGGCCCCACCCUGAAGCCAGGCCUUGGGGGGAGCUCGUCGGCGAGGGUCUGGUAAAUGCCAGGGUGCCAGGUUGUGUGAAUCUUCCUGUUCUUCUUCCAGAGCGGCUGGUGGUGACGGGUGCAGAUGAGCCUGUCUAUGCACAAGCUGGAGAGGAUGUGACUCUCAGCUGCUCUGUGAACACCACUGUUAAUGUGACAGAGCUUCAGGUGGAAUGGAAAAAGACAGAAGAUGGCAUCAUGGUGCUUCAGUAUAAUAAAGGAAAGAUACCCGAGAGAUACUCUGGAAGAGCUGAAUUCUACAUUGAGGAAAUUCCCAAAGGAAACUUCUCAAUGAAACUGAGGAAAGUCAGGUUUGAAGACAAAGGAGAGUUCAAGUGUGACGUCCACUCAGAUACUGAUUCUAAGAGUACAACAGCCUGGAUAGCAGCAGUGGGUUAUUCAUCCUGGCAUUGGGGGAUUCUGGUGCUGUGCUUCGCUGUCAUACCUGUCGUCAUACUUACUGUUGCUUUACUUGCCAGAAAUUAUAUAAAGGAAAUUGAAAGCAGACAGGAUGAGUGUCGUAGGCUGUGCCUUGAGGGGCCCUAUGAGCAGUGGUCUGAGCUGCACCGUAAGCUGCACCGUGAGCUGCGCCGUGAGCGGUGCUGUCAGUGCCUACUUGUCGCAGUUCCAGCAGGCAUAGUUUGCAUUGCGUUCAUCCUGUGGGGUGUAACUGAAGGUGAGCCCAUUAAAUAUGGUUGAUAUGUUCUUGUAUUUUGAUUAAUUUAAAGAAUGUUUUAAAACAAAUUGAUAUAAAUUUUAUUCUGUCAUAUAAGUUUAUGAUUUAAAAUUGUUUUAUGGAUAACAGAGCAGCAGUAGUAAAUUAAAUGGAUUUAUGAAAGUUAAUUGGCUAAAGAUCCAGGAGAGAUCAGGAAUUUCACUAAUAAAUGUUUGUAUGUGUGAAGAACAAUGAAUUAUCUAAACUAGUUAAUAGCAGGUACGGAUUAUGAGUCCGUGGGCCCCUGGGCCAGACAACGAGAAAGCCCCCCC
This is a messenger RNA of Paramormyrops kingsleyae, 1077 nucleotides long. The record is from RefSeq and is a predicted model, not a curated record. NCBI's taxonomy places the organism in Eukaryota, Metazoa, Chordata, Actinopteri, Osteoglossiformes, Mormyridae.